UCGUACGGACGGAUAUUCUCCUGAAUCAAACGCUCCUUGUUAUCAUCUAUGGAAGUACGUUCGGAUCUGAGUUGGGUUUGAUAUAUUUUUUCUUGUGAAUGAUGGUGGAAAUGAUUUUGUUGUGAAGUUCUGGUUUUGCUCUGUCUCAUCCUUUGGUUCAAUUUAGUGCCCUAAAUCCGAUACUAUGAGGAAGAAGUUGGAUACACGUUUCCCUGCUGCUCGGAUUAAAAAGAUAAUGCAAGCAGAUGAAGAUGUUGGAAAGAUAGCACUUGCAGUGCCUGUUUUAGUUUCUAAAGCUCUAGAGCUGUUUUUGCAAGACCUAUGCGAUCGUACCUAUGAAAUAACUCUUCAGAGAGGAGCUAAGACGAUGAGUGCAUUGCAUUUAAAACAUUGUGUACAAAGCUAUAAUGUCUUUGAUUUUCUGAAAGAUGUCGUCAGCAGGGUUCCUGACUAUGGCCAUGGGCAUGGUCAUGGACAUAGCCAUUCUGAGACUGGUGCUGAUGAUCGUGUCAUUACAAGGAGAAGGAAAGCAGCAAAUGAUGAUCACCAUGAUAGUGAUGACGACUCUAAGAGAAGCAAGAUGCAUGAGUUAGGCCAUACUGGCAGUAGUGGUAGGGGAAGAGGCCGAGGUAGAGGGAGAGGUCGUGGUCGAGGGGCUCGAAAUGUUGAGCGGGAAAAAGAGAGUCAUCAUCAAGAGCUUGAAACUGAGACUUGCACUUCUGCUCUGGACAGCAGCAAACAUAAUCCUGAUACAAAUGUGGCCAUCGACAAUGGUUCAGAGCCAAAGGAGUUACCAAAAGAGAAUAAUGCAACUCCUGAUGAAGGUGCUCAGUCUGUCCGUAACAUUGAUCUGAAUGCCAACUUGAAUGAAAAUGAAGACAAAAGUGCUAGCGCUGCUGUAACUGACGCCCCUUUGCCUGAUCCUCCAAAACACGAGACAAAGCAUGAAGAAAUCCCUGGUUGGUCUCUUUCUGAUGUGGACAAGAUGGUCAUUGACUCAAUGCAGCUUGCACACCUUGGUAGACAGAUAGAAGAGGAUGAGGAAGAUUAUGAUGAAGAAGGGUGAAUAUUGAACUCUUUUGGAGGGUGGGGGGAUUAGAUUAAAUGGAUAAUCUUAUAAAAUUUACAUACCAAUGCUAUUAUGACUAUCCAUUAGAUAGCCAAACAUGCCCCUAGUUGUAGGUCCUAAAAAGAUCCUAAUCCUUGUAAUUUUUUUCCUGGGUUGUUUGUAGCAAAUGUAGCUACCUAUUAACCAAAAUGUUAGUUUUGUGUACUUUUAGGCCAUGAAUGAAUGUAGUUAUGAAGCAGCCUUGCUAGUGUGCUGAGGGAAACUCAGAACUCAACUCAGCAAUAUUAGGAUGUAAUAUCAUCAGCAUCAACGGUUUGAAGCGGCUGUGUAUUAAUAACAAAUCUUGGAUACACUGUUUAA
Molecule: messenger RNA, 1429 nt
Organism: Prosopis cineraria
Lineage: Eukaryota; Viridiplantae; Streptophyta; Magnoliopsida; Fabales; Fabaceae
Exons: 6
Coding region: 185-1066 (293 amino acids)
Biological process (GO): regulation of DNA-templated transcription
Cellular component (GO): nucleus
Molecular function (GO): protein heterodimerization activity
Source: RefSeq, a predicted model, not a curated record